Messenger RNA from Dentiscutata heterogama, 131 nucleotides. The record is from the annotation of a GenBank genome assembly. NCBI's taxonomy places the organism in Eukaryota, Fungi, Glomeromycota, Glomeromycetes, Diversisporales, Gigasporaceae.
AUGACACAUCAUAUUACAUCUGCAUACAAUUUUUGUCGAGUUAAAAAAAUUCAGUAUGAUGGUGUUAAACCAUGCUAUCAAUGUGAAAAAAGAAAUAUAGAGUGUAUUUAUGAAGAAUAUUGUAAAAACGU